Messenger RNA from Chlamydomonas reinhardtii, 2077 nucleotides. RefSeq lists its product as uncharacterized. The record is from RefSeq and is a predicted model, not a curated record. Gene Ontology annotation, molecular function: ATP binding; ATP hydrolysis activity. Bases 242 to 1477 code for a protein of 411 amino acids. The transcript is spliced from 8 exons. NCBI's taxonomy places the organism in Eukaryota, Viridiplantae, Chlorophyta, Chlorophyceae, Chlamydomonadales, Chlamydomonadaceae.
UGCACGCUAGACACCUACGGAGUAGUAAACACAUUGCUGCACUCAAAUUUAUUGGGCUCCCAGAGUGCUAGUUCCGAUAGUUCUUUCCGCUUCGCCCGUCCUUCUCUGAUUCCCUCCCCCUUGCAGUUGCGCUUUUCUGCUUAAUCUGUGAUGCCACAACUGGAACGCAGAAUUGAAUUAGGCACGCAUCUUGCGGGCUCGCGCUUGUGACUGCGGCGUCUUUAGCCCCACAGCGUAAAAAAUGGGGCCCGGACUGGCGAUUGGGGCUGUGGCGGCGUUGAUAUGGGCGGCGUUGCACAUACAAGGCACGACACGGUUCGUGCCUGAGGCCUGCUCCAACGUGGCCGCCUUCCUGCCUGCGCACGUGGUGGGCCAGGACCUAGCCAUCAACCAGCUCGUGGACGCCGUGUGCGAACACCUUGCGCCCGACGCAGACGGCAGUAGCAGUAGCAGCCAUGGCGGCAGUAGCAUUGGCAGUAGCAGCAGCAGUAGGGCGCAGGCGCCGCGCAAGCCGCUGAUCAUCAGUGUUCACGGCCCGCCGGGUGUGGGCAAGACGUUCACGCACACGCUGCUGGCGAGGGCGCUGUACAACAAGGACCCGGCGGCGGCGGCCGACUGCCCGGGCGAGCAGUGCAAGGGGGCAAAGGUGCUGUACGGCCUCAACUACCUGGAGGCCGACCGGGCGGGGCAGCUGGGGCAGGUCCGUUCCGCGGUUCUGGAGCACCUGCGCUCCACUCCCAACCCGCUGCUGGUUGUGGAGGAGUACGACAAGCUGGACUGCGACAGCCGGGGGCUGCUGCGGCAGCUGGUGCGGCACCCCGAGCUGGCCAACAGCUCCAUGAGCAGGGCCAUCGUGCUGCUGGAGUCCAACCUGGGCUUCCUGGAGCUGGAGGCCAUGCUGACCGCGGCAGGCGGCGACAAGAGCCAGAUCACGCCCGAGGCCGCCGAGUCGCGGCUGAGGGAGGUGGUGCUGUCGGCCUGGCGGCGCCCGCCCGCCUGCGAGCCCCUGGAGGACACGCUGGCGUUUGGCGCAGCGGUGGACUUCUUCCUGCCCUUCUUCCCGCUCACACGGCCCGAGAUCACGGCGCUGAUGGAGAUGGAGCUGCGCUCGCGCUAUGGCUCCCGGCUGGAGGCGGCGGGCGGCUUCCUGCGCCCGCACCCCGCCGCCCUGGUCUGGCUGGUGGACCGCGUGGACUUCGCGGGGGGCAGCUACCCCAUUGAGGGGGCCAAGCAGGUGUCUACUGUGUGUGUGAAGCACGUGUCUCGGCUGGUGCGCAAGGCUCAGGAGGAGCUCAAGGCAGCCCGGAGCAGGGGGGCAGCGGUGCAGACGGCGGGGCACAAGGACAGCAGGGACAGGGGGCACACGGCUAGUCAGCAGCACACGCAUCACGUGGGCUCGGUGGUGGUGGCGGCGGAGUUUGUGCUGUCGGUGGCGCCCAGCGGCCGAGAGCUGCAGCUGCUGCAGGUGGAGGAUUGAUGCCGCGAUGUAUGGGAGUGCCGUAUGUGUUGGGGUUGGCGGACAGGGCCGCUCGUGAUGACUGAUAUUUAAUUGGUAGGAUGCUGCGGGCCCGGCAGGCUGCUGCGUGGCCACCUCAAGGGGCUUCCCAUCGCGAAGCGCCCGCUCGACUUGAAAGCGUCAGGAGGUCGUAAAUCGUAAUCGCUGAAGCGGGUCUGUUACAAUUGUGUGCAGACGGAGUCAGAGGUGAAAAGCAUGAAGUGCGUGUCCAUCGAGUGUGAAGUGGGGGAAAGUGGGGGAACAGUGGGUUCCAGACGGUACCUGUAACGCACUGAUCGAUGCUUUGCCGCUGAAGGGAACGUGUAUGGGGGGGUUGGUUCGAGUUCGGCGAUUCUGAAGUUACUGAGUUUACAGAGGCGGGGUGGGACCACAUGGGUAGGUUCGGGAUGUUACGAUACUGGGGCGGCAAGUAUGAGAGUUGAGAUGUGACGCAAUGGGCGUGCUAAUAUCGGCCGGUCGGGGCCGUCACGAGGCCUCGCGGGACCCAACGCAAGGCACACAGCUUGUCGGAUUGAAGGUGAAGGGUGCGGGCGAGCGCAGGGGCCACGCGGGACGCGAUUU